Molecule: messenger RNA, 3349 nt
Organism: Oppia nitens
Lineage: Eukaryota; Metazoa; Arthropoda; Arachnida; Sarcoptiformes; Oppiidae
Product: zinc finger protein Xfin-like
Exons: 4
Coding region: 151-3264 (1037 amino acids)
Biological process (GO): regulation of transcription by RNA polymerase II
Cellular component (GO): nucleus
Molecular function (GO): RNA polymerase II cis-regulatory region sequence-specific DNA binding; DNA-binding transcription factor activity, RNA polymerase II-specific
Source: RefSeq, a predicted model, not a curated record
UGUAUGAGUGUUUGCAUAACAACAACAUUACUGUCACUGUAUUUCCCAAAAGUAUUUCAUUGAUUCAUAUCAUUGCUGUAUAUAUGAUAUAAACAGCGAUUUAAAUGUCAAACAAAAUGUGUGAAAAUUAAUGUAUUUGUCGACAAAAUUAUGGCAAAUGAUUUCAAUUUAUUGUCUGAAUUAUUGGAUAUUAAGCGACAAAACAUCGAUUGGGAGAUAAAACUUGAAGACAACCACUUUCUGGACACACAUUUGAAGAGAGAUCAACAAACAACACAAGAAUCAGUCGACAAAAGUGACCAUAAGUUUUGUAUUACAUUGAGUCCCAAUGAUAAUAAUCAAAGACAUGAUAUCAACAGUGAAUUACCACCAAUUAGUGUCAAUGAUUGUGCCAAACAAGUGUUGAUCGCUAGAACUGAUACCGAUAUGAUGGCCGCCAACACUGAUGGCCGUAACGCUGGCCAUGUUUACGAUGGUAUCCGUAAUGUUGAAGAGUUUGUUGAACGCCGAAAGAUUAAUGGUAUUACUUGGUAUCACUGCAAAUGGCAACAAUGUCAGUACGCCAGCAAUAAAUCUAACCAUUUGGUACGACAUAUACGUAAGCAUACCGGGGAACGACCAUUUUCAUGCAGUUGGCCUAAUUGUGACAAAAAGUUCACCGAUUCGUGGAAACAAAAGGAUCAUAUAUUAACACAUCAACGAAAAGCAAUGUCUAUUACUGCCAGUGCCUCCAAUGAUGUCAACAAAAAUGAUCAAAAAUUAAAACUAUUUUUUGAAAUGCUUAAUGCAAAUAACAAAAGACUAAAUGACUCCUCAACUGAUGAUAAGAUGAAUGAAACAACUAUUGUUAGAACAGAUCUAAGUCAAGAAGUGCAAGAAAAUGAUCUUCAAGACGAUGACGACAAUUCAAAUUGUGACUUAAGUUUGUUAAUACCUGAAUGUAUUGUUAGUGAAGUCGAUUCAACUGUUGAUAAUGUGGAUAAUGUGACCACAACUACCGGUACUGAUCAAGUUGUCAGCAAUGUUGGACAAUACUUUGAUACUAUACUUAUUGAUGGAAAAGAGUGGUAUAGAUGUAAAAAUAUUAGUUGCAGUUACAGUACUCAUAAUUGUCAUACAAUAUUAAAACAUAUACAGACAUUACAUGGACUGGCAGUGAAUGAGCGCCUGUUUAAGUGCGAGUGGCCAAAGUGUGGCAAACGAUUUAGUGAUGCCUACAAACUAAAAGAGCAUCAAUUAACUCAUUAUAGAAAAGUGAUUAACACUAUUGGCACCAAUAAUAGAAAUUCAGUCGAUCUGUUUUUUGAUCUCAACAAUAAAACUAAUGAUAAUAUUGACAAUAAGAUAAUCGUUAACGAAGUGAACAGUUUGAUGCAAAUUAUGGCGAAUGGUUCGACAAAUAUGACAAAUAAUGCCAAUUCAAUGACCAAUACAUCUCUCAACAAAAUUACAUUUAAUGUGAGUGACGAACAAAUGACACAACAAGUGACCCCCAAGAAAGUGGUGAUGUCUAUCAAAAAUGUUGAACAGUAUGUCGAGCGCCAAAAAGUGGACGGUCUUACCCGUUAUUUUUGCCGAUGGCCUAACUGUUCCUAUUCUAGUAACAAAAGUAAUCAUUUAGUUCGUCAUAUUUGCAGUCAUACUAAUGAUCGAAACCAUUGCUGUGAUGUUCCCGGUUGUGGUAAAAGGUUUACCGAUGGCUGGAAGUUAAGAGAUCACAAACUGUGUCAUAAUAUUAAUGUAUCGACUACUGUAAGCACCAAUCAUACAUCAAUACCAAACACUGGUAAUAUUACCACAACAACACCAGUGACUACUGUACCCAAUCUAACAUAUUAUACUCCUAACAAACUUUUACUGCAAAGUUUAUGUUCGCCACCACUUCCAGCAAUGCCAACACUUCAAACACCGCCUACGAAUAGAUUGACUUUUAAAGGUAAAAGUCCUGUGGAUAUAGUGAUGUCUAUUAAGAAUGUGGAACAAUAUGUUGAGCGACGCAAAGUCAAUGGAAUCACUUUUUAUUUCUGCAAAUGGAAAGACUGUAAUUAUGGAUCAAAUAAAAGCAAUCAUUUGGUUCGUCACGUGCGCUCACACACCGGUGAACGUCCUUACAGUUGCGAUGAAUGUGAUAAAAAAUUUACCGAUUCUUGGAAAUUAAAAGAUCACAAAUCAAUUCACGCUAAGAAAAAUCUGGAAAAAUCAAUUAGUGAACAAAAUAUGGCAUUUUUGAGUUUAAUUCAAAAUAAUCAAAAUAACGAUUUAGAGAUUAGUCUUACAGAUACUAAAAAAGUACAUAAUUUGUCCAAUGAUUUAAUGGACAAACAAGAGUUAGCUCGCAAUGAAUUCAAUGAAAGAUCUAUCAGUGCUUUGCUUUCUCCAAACAAUAAUAAUAAAGAAGUCGUACCGUUAGUUGCCAACGACGACAUGGAAGAUGAUAAUGACUUUAAUGAUGACGAAAUGGAUCUCUUAGUGCCUCAAGUAAUUAUCAGUGAAUUGGAGGACACGACUAUUAAUUUGAAUAAUUUUGAAUCACAAGAAACAAUGACUGUCGAUGCCAUCAAAGGAGGUGACGAUGUCUGCGAAGACUCUAAUUAUGGUAUACUAUCGAUAAAAAAUGUUGAAAAAUAUAUCAAUAAAAUAGUGAAAAAUGAUGGCAAUUGGUAUGAAUGCAAAUGGGAUGGAUGUCUAUUCAAAACACAAAAGAGCAGUUACGCAGUCAUACAUGUCUAUAAACAUUUGGGUCAAAGACCAUAUAAAUGCAAUUGGAAGGGAUGUGACGCCAAAUUCAAUAAAAAGCAAAAUCUAACCAUUCAUAUGAUGUCACACACUGGGCAACAGGUAUUUAAAUGUCAAUAUCCGCACUGUUAUUAUACUGCAGUCAAUGCCGAAGCUCUUAAAAGUCACGUUCAAAAACAUAACGGAGAAAAACUGUUUCAUUGCGGUUGGAGUGACUGUAGCGCACAGUUCGCCACUAGUGUUGAACUAUUGAGACACUCUAAGACACACACCGGUGUCCGGCUCUAUAAAUGCCAUUUUCCUAACUGUUCUUAUGUUUCAAAAUAUAAUAAUAAACUAACAAUUCAUGUGAGACGACAUACCAAUACUCGACCGUUUAAAUGUGAAGUCGAAAAUUGUGGCAAAAGUUUUAUCGUCAAAGACAAGCUUAGACGUCAUGAGGCAUCUGUACAUAAAUUAAUGGCUAAUACCCGACAAUACCAACAAUUAGUACCAUUUAGUUACCCAUUAACCUUACCUUUUAGUUAAAUACAUAUUUGUUAUAAAUGAUUGCUUUAUGUAAUCAAUUUGUUUAUCUGUAAAUAAUUAAACAUUCCGUGAGAUUUAAGUCUAU